AUGUGUACUUGUUUAGGACCUCGGGUGGUGGGUGGGCGAGAGAAGAAAGAAACUCGGGAGAAACGGGAAGCAAAUGAGAAGUAUACACGGGCAGAAAUGUCCAAGGGCGAUGGGGUCAUGCUUAAAGAUUGA
Molecule: messenger RNA, 132 nt
Organism: Sclerotinia sclerotiorum 1980 UF-70
Lineage: Eukaryota; Fungi; Ascomycota; Leotiomycetes; Helotiales; Sclerotiniaceae
Exons: 1
Coding region: 1-132 (43 amino acids)
Source: RefSeq, a predicted model, not a curated record